Molecule: messenger RNA, 9082 nt
Organism: Vespula vulgaris
Lineage: Eukaryota; Metazoa; Arthropoda; Insecta; Hymenoptera; Vespidae
Gene: dnc
Product: cAMP-specific 3',5'-cyclic phosphodiesterase
Exons: 13
Coding region: 848-3994 (1048 amino acids)
Biological process (GO): signal transduction
Cellular component (GO): nucleus; cytosol; perinuclear region of cytoplasm
Molecular function (GO): 3',5'-cyclic-AMP phosphodiesterase activity
Source: RefSeq, a predicted model, not a curated record
CGGGAGGGCAGGAGCUCGAAGCCACAACCGGCACUCUCUCUCUGCUACUCUCCUCUUUCAGUUCGACAGCACACGCGACCUCGUGCGGAUCGGUCGUCGUCCGUCUCUUUUUCUCGUUCCUAUCUUAGACUUUAUCACAUAAUUACUCUUAAAGGACGUCUCCGCUUAUCGUUUCGUCUCUUAAACGAAAUCGAUUGCAUGACUCGUGCGCCCUUAAAAUCGAAUUUUCAUGAUCGUUUCAUGAAAGUGUGUGUUGAGAGAUUUGUGUAUGUUUCAAUCAUGAGAUUGAAAAAGUUUUGCUCAGUGAAGUUUAUCAACUCGUAUUUCGAAUCAUCGCCAUUAGGACUCGAGACGACAUUUUCCUAAUUUCUCUGAAUAGCUUCGUCAUCGUCGUUGUCGUCGUGUCGUCUCGAUCGAGGAUUUCGCAAGAUGCGCUUUACAAAAAAACGGAAAGAGCAGUUCUGAAUGAUCGAGAAAGUGUGAAAAUCGAAAAAGAGGAAACCAAAUCCGAUGAGUCUUCCGCGCAAAAAAAGAAUCAUCUAAAUCGUCCGAUGAUAAAUGAUUUUAAUCGAAGAGAUCAAAGCGAAUGAAAGGAAUUGAUUGCCACGAUGAUUUUCUGACGAAAAUCUGAGAUCCUCUUCAACCCUUUCAAAUCUUUUUAAACCCGAUUCUCUCUCAUUGGCCUGAAUCAUUAACGUGUCAUAUUGAUCCGAACGAUAGAGGAUUUUCAAGAAUUAUUUUUGUGAAUUAAGAGAGAGAGAGAGAGAGAGAGAGGGAGAGAGAGAGAAACAAAAACAAGAACAAAAACAAAGAGAAAGAAAGAAAUAGAAAGAAAAAUCUUAUCGAGAUGGAAGAGGAUGACACGGAGGACAUGCCGGUGACCUUGACCAAUAAGUUAGUAAAGAAAAAAAUAAUAUCAACGACGAGAAAGAUAAUAAAUGCGCAGGAAUAUACGUCGGCUAGAACAUUUUCCGGUGGUCAGAUAACUAUUCGUAGGCAAGACUCGGCCGAUGAAUCGGACACGAUGGAAUACGCUUCCGAGAACGAGGUCGAGAAUAUACCUAAGGACGAGGAGUGUUCCGAGCCACUUGUGAUCGAUGAGAAAGGGAAUAGGAUAUCCGGAAUAGACAGACACUCGGUGGAUAUUCCUGAGGAAGCCGAGUCACUUUUGAUGGGUCGUCAAAAGACGAGUCAUCAUUUUUCAUCGACGACGAUUUGUGUUAACGAGGAGGACAUGACGCAUAACACUAGUAGUAGAUACUCCGGCUCGAGGCUGGGCCUUUUCAUGAGCAAACGAAGUCCACAAUCCAGUUCGAGUCAAGAGGAUUACGAGCCUGAAGUGAAAAGUUUGUCUAGAUUGCAAAGACAGCAUCACCAUCUGCAACAACCACAACAACAACAACAACAACAACAUCUUUUAACAGCCGGUAGUAGUAGUAGUGGCCAAGUAACAGCAAGAUCAAUGGAAAGCUUACGUUCCUCGAAAAACUUUCUCAGUGCCGACGAUCGUUACAGCGACGAACGAAAGUCCUUAGAGUCUUUGUCCUCCUCAUCGGAAACUCAUCUGACAACUUCGAAAAGUCACUAUCGCAGUUUCUUGACAUCGUCGAGCAAGGACGUGCGUAGGAUCGUCACUCAGGUCGAAUCUAAGAGCAGCGAAAAUCUUCAUCGCGAGGAAAGCUUGAACGCUGAGGUCCGUCGUGGUCUUUUCGCGAAUACCGGCCUCGAAAGAAAAUUACCUCAACAUUUAAGCCUUCCACCGCCGUCUAACGUCUUCUCGUUGACAAGUCCGGGUGGCAGCGAUCGAAAGAUCACUAUACUUAGUCCUCAUUCGCCUAUAAACUCAACGGAAUUUCAAUUCUCUACGCAGACUUUGAAGAGCAGGAGGAAGAAGGCCAUCGUCUUGCCUAGGUUGGUGUUGCCUCGAAGCGAAUCCGAAGUCUUUUUAGAUUUCGACGUUGAAAAUGGAGCUUCGACGUUGGACGGUGGUGCUGGUGGUGGUGGAGGAGCCUCGCCAAGCGCAGGCUUGGUCCUCCAAACGCUACCACAAAGAAGGGAGAGUUUUCUUUAUCGGAGUGACAGCGAUUUUGAGAUGUCACCGAAGUCGAUGUCUCGAAACAGUUCCAUUGCCAGUGAAAGGUUCAAAGAGACAGAGCUUCCUGUCGAGCGAGCGAUAUUUACCGAUCAGUACAGUCAUGGAGAGGAUCUCAUCGUUACGCCGUUCGCGCAGAUACUCGCUUCUCUUCGUGCGGUUCGGAACAAUUUCUUGUCGCUCACGAAUGUUCCGACCAACAAAUCACGAAGGAGUAGCGGGGCGCAGGGUAGCAGUACGCCACAGCCACGGAUCCUGGCACCCGGAGAGGAGCCCUACAUAAAACUUGCCGUGGAAACGAUGGAAGAAUUGGAUUGGUGUUUGGACCAGCUGGAAACUAUUCAAACUCAUCGGUCCGUGUCCGAUAUGGCCUCCCUUAAGUUCAAGAGAAUGCUGAACAAGGAACUCCUUCACUUCUCGGAAUCGUCCAAGUCCGGGAAUCAAAUAUCGGAAUAUAUCUGCAAUACUUUCCUUGACAAGCAGCAGGAACUCGAUUUGCCAUCUUUGCGGAUCGAAGAUGCAGUUGCAGCAGCCGGAAGUGUGGAUGCACGUGCUGCUAAGAAGAAGGAUAGGGCACAGAGGGGUCCAGCUGCUAUGUCGCACAUUAGUGGCGUUAAAAGGCCACUCACGCACACGAAUAGCUUCACGGGAGAACGAGUACCCCUUCACGGAGUGGAAACACCACACGAGGAGGAACUCGGCAAGUUAUUGUCGGACAUCGACAAAUGGGGCAUCGACAUCUUCAGGAUAGGCGAGCUCAGUAAUAAUCGACCUCUCACCUGUGUCGCGUAUACGGCCUUCCAAAGCCGAGAUUUGUUGAAGUCGUUGGCGAUACCGCCGAAAACCUUCGUUACCUUCAUGAUGACCCUCGAGGAUCAUUACGUGAAGGAUAAUCCCUUCCAUAACAGUCUUCAUGCCGCCGAUGUGACCCAAUCCACCCACACAUUACUCAACACACCCGCCCUCGAGUCUGUGUUUACGCCGUUGGAGAUCACAGCGGCUCUGUUUGCGGCCACGAUCCAUGACGUGGAUCAUCCCGGUCUAACGAAUCAGUUCCUUAUCAAUUCGAGCUCCGAGCUCGCCCUGAUGUACAACGACGAGUCCGUAUUGGAGAAUCAUCACCUAGCGGUGGCGUUCAAGCUCCUGCAGAACGAAGGUUGCGACAUAUUCGUGAACAUGACGAAAAAGCAACGGCAAACCUUGAGGAAGAUGGUGAUCGACAUGGUCUUAUCGACGGACAUGUCGAAACACAUGUCCUUAUUGGCAGAUCUGAAAACUAUGGUAGAAACGAAGAAAGUCGCUGGUUCUGGCGUACUACUUCUAGACAAUUACACGGAUCGCAUACAGGUGUUGGAGAAUCUCGUUCAUUGUGCGGACCUGUCGAACCCAACGAAACCGUUGCCUCUUUAUCGACGAUGGGUGAGCCUAUUGAUGGAGGAGUUUUUCCUGCAGGGUGAUCGAGAGCGCGAACAGAACAUGGACAUAAGUCCUAUGUGCGAUAGGCAUAGCGCGACGAUCGAAAAGUCGCAGGUCGGCUUUAUCGAUUACAUCGUGCAUCCGCUUUGGGAAACGUGGGCAGAUUUGGUACAUCCUGAUGCUCAAGAGAUUUUGGAUACGUUGGAAGAGAAUAGAGAUUGGUAUCAGUCGAUGAUUCCACCGUCACCACCGUCGGACGAUCAACAACAACAGCAACAACAGGCUGUUAACGAUCAGCAGCAACAACAGUCCGAGAAAAAACAUUUUCAAAUGACGUUGGAAGAAGGAGACGAGAGCGGAGAGACUUUAGAGGGUAACGACGGUGGCGGUGGCGAUGGCGACGGUGGUGGCGGUGGUCGGACAACAUUUUCGAGCGAGGACGCGGGCGGUGAGAACGAUGAGAACGCCGUGGAUGCUGGAAUGUGACGGAGGCUCGCCGGUAUCUGCAAGAAGCUCCACGAGAAGGUGCAGCAGACUUGGUGGCGCGUGCGUCAGUGACACGAGCACGAGCAGGAGCCGCGCUGGCUGCAGGUCGCGGUGUUGCUGUACUGACGCGACGAUAAAAAAAAAAAAAAAAGAAAAGGAUCCCCAUCCUUUUGUCCUUGGUAUUCCUGAGAGUACGUCGAAGCUGCCUGGGACUAAUAAAAUAGGCUAGGCUUAUAUUAGUCGUUGUUUCGCGAGCGAAGAAGACGCUUGCUUGGCCAAGACUGCUAAAAUAAACUGACGAAAUUUCUUGGCGCUUGAGGGAAGAAGGUUGAGAAAAACUGAGUAUGGUAUGGGAACGAUUAUAAAGAAAAAAAAAAAAAAAAGAAAAAAAAAGAAAAAAAAAAGAAAAAGAAAACAAAAAAAAAAGAACAAGAGAGAGGACAAAAAUGACCAGCACUCCCUCCCCCUCGUUGCUCGCCCUGAUUCUCUUCUUAUCGUUGUCGCCAAUACCAGAAAAAGCAAGCAGCAAACAGCAAGCAACAGCAGCAGCAGCAGCACCACAACCACAACCACCCAUUACAACAUCACCGCCGUUGUCUGUCGUCGUUCAAAAAUGUGUUAGAAAACGCGACGAUCUGACGGCUCGUUGUCGACGCAUCAUCCUCGAAAAGCAGAACGCUCUCUCUUUCUCUCUCCCUCUCUCUCUCUCUCUCUUUCUCUCUCCCUCUCUCUCUCUCUCGUACGCAAAAUUGAAGAUCGUUCGUGACUUCUAUUUUCGGGUGGGACUAAACCGGAAGAAGAAAAAGAAGAGGAAGAAGAGGAGGAAGAAGAAGAAGUACGAUCUUCGAUCAACGGUGACGCGUUGGCGGCUGGUCCGAAACGCGUCGCGUCCGAAGGGAAACGAGAAACGAUUUGUCCUGGACGAGAGAUCAAUAAAUAAGAAGUAUUGUCGCGCCUCAUGCGAAGAUUAUUCUGUCCUCGUCGUUGUCGUCAUCGUUCUCCUCAUCGUAACUCCAUUAGCUUAUUUUUUUACUCUAUCUAUCUAUAUAUCUAUUUCUUUCUCUGACACUCUAUGUCUAUCUCUAUCCCUUUCUCUAUCUCCUUUAACUAACCUUCCUCCUUUCAUUGUUUCCUGAUUAAUUUUCCUGAUUGGUCUCGAUCGCACCGAGGAAAGACUAUUUUGGAAACUAGCGUUGCAUCUUGUCCUUCCUCCCUCUUUAUCUAUCUAAUGUAUCUAUCUAUUUCUAUCUCUAUCCUCCAUCUCAUUGAAGUUAAAGUGAUAAUAAACGGAGGGAUCGAAUCUCUUUCUUCACAAUGUACCUGCGCAAAUAAAGCGAGAUUCUGUUUUUCACGAUUGCUCGACAAUCGGUCGAUGCUACAAAAAAGAAAAAAGAAGAAGAAGAAGAAGAAGAAGAAGAAGAAGAAGAACGUAAUGAUUAUGAGGAUAAAUAAGUGAGAACAAAGUUAGAAGAGUUUAUACUUGCUACGUGCUACGCAUAAACGAAGGGCACUAAAACUUCGCUUCGGAGAAAAGACGAAGAUACAGAAUCGCACAGAAUCCUCAACGACAUAUCAAAACAUUGAACGGUACAAUAAUGGUGUAAGAUUUUAUUCCGAGGGAUUCGUAGUUGGAUUUCGCGGGCUCGAUUAAUAUCGUAUUCGUAUAUCUAUCUAUGUAAUAUAUAUAUAUAUAUAUGAAUAUAUAUAAAUAUAAAAAUAUAUAUAUAUAUAUCUCUUUCUCUCCGUCUCAUACGAUUGAAACAAACGCAGAGAGGCUUGUUUAGAUGUGUCCAUCGUCGAAAGAUUAAAUAUAUGCAAUCCAAACUACUGUUGGAAUACAAAGUACAAAAUAAGAGAAGGAAAAAGAAAGUAUGAAUGAACGAAUGAAAAAGAAAAAAGAGAAAAGAAAGGAAGACCGUGCUUUACGGUGCACACGGAAUAAUAAUCAAAAAAAAAAAAAAUGAGAUAAUAAAAAGUAGAUCACCUUUGGGAAAAUCUUAGAACAAGAAUGGAAUUUGUAACUCGUGAAGUAAUGACACACGUGCACGAAGAAGUAUUUGCAUAAUGUUAAAGAAAGAGGAAAAAUAAAUAAAAAGACGAAAGAAACGUAAUCUUUGUAAGGAAGCAUGCAGCCACGUUUUAAGACGAAGGUAAGGAAAAUUAAAAAAGAUGAAAAAGAAAAAGAUAAAAGUCAAGUAAAAGAACAGCAGAGAGGGAGAGAGAGAGAGAGAGAGAGGGAGAGAGGGGGAGAGAGAGAGAGAGAGAGAGAAAGAGAAAGGAACAGAAGUGAAAAAAGACGAAAGUAAGGAAGAAAAAGACUAUUAUAUGCCGGCGAAAAAGAUGUUAUUAUAUGUGAAAAGACAGAUGGUUAAUUUUAAUAUAAUAACUGCGUUAAAAAAAGAGCUGGACUUUUUAGGUUUGUAUUAAAAUUAAUUCAUUCGAACUUGCUACGUGAGGGAAAAAGUGAAAAAGGAAAAGAAAAGAAAAGAAAAGAAAAAAAAAUAGAAGAGAAAAGAGAAACAACAAUACUCUUUCUUCUUUUAAAAAUUAUAAAAAAAACAUUGAGGAACAUUGCGCGACAUGACACAAAUUACAUACAUACGUACAUACAUAUAUAUAUAUAUACAAACAUAUAUACAUAUAUAUAUAUACAUAUAUAAAAAUACGCUCUUUUGUACACUUGCGCUAUUUCUUAACACAAGGAGAGACACGGACAACAAACACGCAUACACACACCCACACGUACACACAUUAUUUACAUGCAUAUAAUAAAUAAAAGAAAUGUAAACGCGUGUAAUAGUGACAUCUCAAACUAUCACGAUUUUAUCAUGCAUUUUACGCUACAAUGCAAAUAUGACGAUGGCGCAGGAACGCGCCGAGUCUAAAGAGGAUGUAAAAAUUCUUUCUAACCAAAGAGUAAUAUUAGUGAUUGUCGUUAUAAAUCGAUCAUCGAGUACGAGAAGCGCCCGCCACAUUAUUAAUUACCGAUACGUUUCACGCGACGAACCGUAUUUUUUCUCUCCUGGCUUUUAGCGAUCGAUAGAAAAUAAGAGGAAGACCUGUAAUCGUGUUUAUAGAGAACAACACUCGCGCAGAUCGAUGUAUUAUGGCAAACAAAAAUACCACAGAUAUUAUAAGGGGUAAAAAAGAAAGAAAAAAGAGAAAAAAGAGAAAAAAAAAAAAAGACAGAAAAAAUACAACUUCGCUUUGAUGUCUGUGUUUCGACGAGAACUUUCUAAGUUGUGUUGUAUAUACUUUCGACGUUCGAGACGAUCUUCCCGUGACAUAUAAAGAUCUGAUUACAAGAUCAUGUCGAUUUUUGACAUGACUCGUGUCGUAGAUAAAAAAAAAAAGAGAAUGAAAGAAAUUGACAUUGAAGAUCUUCUGAACGUCGAUCGUUUGGUAUUUUUGCAGUGUAAAAGUGCUGAUUCUUCGAAAUCGUCUUCUUUUCUCUCAAAAGGUCGUUCGUACUUCGCUACGAUUAAGAUUCUUGUAAAUUUUUCAGCGGGGAAUUGUAAUUGUAAAGUGACAAAAUAUAAAUAUAUGUGCGUAUGUGUGCGUAUAUAUAUAUAUAUAUAUAUAUUUAUUUAUAUUCUAUAUAUAUAUAUAUAUGUAUACCGGCACAUACACAGCUGGAAAAUUAAAAAUAAUGCAGGCUCAUACGAACGGCAUGUAUUUAUAAUCGUGUAAUAGCGAAGGUCAGCCUAAAAAAGAAAAAAAAAAAAAAUAAAAGUAAAGUCGUAUACACAUUUAGAUAGUAAGCUCCUAACUGUCGUGCGUGAAACGCGAAAGGAAUAUAAUGAUGAUGAUGAUAAUGAUGAUGAUAAUGAUGAUGAUCGAAGAAAAGAAAAAAAAAAAAAACAAAAAAAAUUUGAGAAGGAGACUCAUGUGUGUGGUAUCUCUUUUGGUCCACGUAAUCGUAUCAACUAUCGAGAACGAAAAAAAUCUGUAUCUGUGUCCGUAGGCAGUGAUCUAGUGAGUGUUUUGGUGCUGGUCACCAAGCUUAGAAUUAUUAAAUUUAAUUAUAAGAUUUACGAAGUACACGAUUAGAUUGUAAGCUGAAGAAAAAAAAAAAAAUCAACUUAACGAAGUUUCUUAGGGCAUAAGCAACGAGGUUAUGAAUAAAGAUUAAAUAAUUAUCUAUUAACACAAAAGAACUGAGGUCAGUAAACCAAAAAAGAAAAAAAUAAGGAACAAAAAAGGACGUGGAGAAGAAGAAGGAGAAGAUGGAGGUAUAGAAAGAAAGUGAAAGAAAGGAAAAAAAGAAAAAAGUAAUUAACUUCGUCAAUUUAUGACGAAUAAUGAAGAAAGAAAACAACUGGAAGUUCGUAAUAAAAUUAAAUGAAUCGUCCGAUGUGUCUAAGAUGAAUGUUGUAUUUAAUUAGAGAUAUCGUGUGAUGAGGGGAGAUAUAUAUAUAUAUAUAAGCGAUCAUUUUCGACGUUCGAAUGAAUAUAAAAGAAACAAUUAUCGCGAAUAAAUGCGCAGGUACAAUUUAUUUUACGCACCUUAAACUUCCAACUCUCUCUCUCAUAACUGUUUGUCAAUUGUUCAUUACGAAUGAAGAAAAACAGAAGGAAUGAAAAGUAUUAAAGGACAAAGCGAAAAAAAGAAAUGAUUACAAAAAAAUGAAAAAAGAAAAAAUAUAAAAAAAAGGAGGAAAAAACUAAUGAUAAACGAGGAGAAGAAAAAAAUAACAAAAAAAAAAGAAAACAGAAAAAAUAAAAAGCACCGAGCGCGCGACGUUUAGUCUUUAAUUUCUUCGGGUGAUUCGAGACUUACAUACUUUAGAAUAAUGACGAUGUUUUACAAAGUGUGACAAUUACCGAUUACUUCCUGAGAUACGAUAGUAAACAGCGAUGAUGAUGAUGAUGAUGAUAAUGAUAAUGAUGAUGAUGAUGAUGAUAAUGAUAAUAAUAAUGAUAAUGAUGAUGUCUGAUGAUAAUGAUGAUGAUCAUGAUAAUCACGGUGACAAGAGAAAAUUAAAAAUACAACGUGUUUGAUUGCUGGACAGUUAAAUGAACAUGUAUUAAUAUCGUGUAACCCUCGUACGAAAUAUAUGUGUAAUAAAAACAUAUUUAUUGUCGGAA